UCGAAGAACGUCUACGUACGUACGUAAGAUAUUGUUUACACUAUCGCAUAUAUAAAUGAGGAAGCACAAGGGUGCGACAAUCUCAGUAUAAGAUCGCCAUCAACUCGUAGUGCUUGUUUAUUAAUUUAUUUAUUCACUUUUUUUUUGUACAUAUAAUUUACGAAGUUCACCGACAGUGUACCUGAUAAUUUUCUAUAAUAAAAUUAAUUAUAUAAAAUAAAACUAGAAAAAAAAAAUGUCUAAAGAAUACAAUAAAAUUUUCAUCUUAUCUCUGAUGAUCUUGGGCAUUUCCGGUCUUCCGGUACAUCACAAACGUCACAAACGUCAUUCUUAUUCACAAAGACCGUUUUGGCAUCUACCGUGCGGUGAUCCGACACCGGAUAGUGAGAUAAAUAAUUUAAAUGAAGAAGAAGGUGAAUUGAGUCUAGAAAGGAUAAUAAAUCAACAUAAGAAUGCACUUGCGGAUUAUUUACAUCAUGAUUAUGAAUUUUUAUAUGAGCGUGUUAGACUUGGUCCUGCGGAGCAUCAGUAUUUACCGAACUGGCUGCCAGGAAAAAAGGAUGUUCAUAUAGUUAAAAAAUUAUCUGGGAAAUCAUCUCAAACGAUUAUCAAUCACCUGCCAAAAUUACACGAAGAUCUACAAAAAUUUUCAAUUGCAAUAAAUCAAAUGUUGGAAGAUGAACCGACAUUUAAAGUUAGAGAUGCAUUAACAAAAACAAAAUUUUACCUACGAUUGAUGUUAUGUGAAGUUGAAAGCGGUAUUGUCAUUUUUGAAGAUUUAUCGAUACCCGAAAGAAUAAAUAGCGAUAUUAUAGCUGUUGAAGAGAGACAUCCGACUGAUGACACAGUAAGAUUAGUACGAGAUUGGGGAGUUUUAUUAAAAUAUAAAAAUUACUUACAUGCAUGGAAACAUGUUUUUAAUGAUUAGAAUACUUAGGAAAUAUUCAUGAUUUAUUUUUAUGACUAGUUUUUUUUUAAAUGCAAAAUGUGUGCGAAAGGUUAGUAAUGUUUUUUUGACUUCUUUUUGCGGGUAAAAAAAUUUCAAGCCAAAAUAACAAUAAAAUUUUUUUUUGGCCGAAAAAUAACCGAUAAAAGACGCAGAUAGUGUACAUAGGCUGUAAACUAAUUAGCCAGAAAAAUUUCUGACUCGAUUUAUUGGACAAUUUUCGGCGUAUUCUUGGCCAAAUAUUUUUAUCUGGGUUGCUAACUUAAAAAAUGUAAAUUUAAAGUGUUUGAAGAGUCUGCUCCAAGUUUCAAACCGAUCAACAAUUUUCUAGAGGCCGCUCAAGAAUUUUUAAGCUUUCGAAAAUCAACGAAAACCUUUUCUUUUUUUUUAUAUCUUCGGUUUCUUACUAGUUCAAUCUUUUCGAUGCAGAUCGCAUGGAAAAAUACUAAAAUUUUAAGUCAAAAUAUUAAUUCUUAAGAGUCACUCAAUAUUUUUGAAAAGGAAUUCUGACGGAGUAUGAUUUUAAUUCAAAGAAAUUAAUACUUACUAUUAGAUAAGGCGGCUAUGCAUUUUUAAAAUCAAAUUCUUAGAAAUUUCAAAUUUUUCAGUUGAAUAAUAUAAAAAUUUUCGGACUAUACAUGUUGAUACUUAUUUACUUGUAUAGAUAACGCCAAAGAAAAUUGUUCUGAGGUGAUUCCAUAGAUAAUCGAUGUAAUAAAAUAAAUUUAAAAAAUAUUAAUGACCUUUGAAUAUUAAUAUUUUGAUUUAAAAUUUGAGUAUAUUAUUCUAUAACUUGCAUAGAAAAGAUUGAACCGGUAAAAAACCAAAGAUUUUGAAAAAUAAAAAUUGGUGUUUGUUAAUGUUUAUAAUUUUUUAAAUUCUUUAACAAUCUCUAAAAAAUUUUUGAUGAAUUAAAACUUGGAGAGGUCUUUAGUUUCUACAAAUCACAUUUAUUAAAAAAAGAAGAAAAUCAAAAAUUAUUGCUACCCUAGUAUGCAUGUAAUGACAAUAAUUUAAAAAAUGACAAUAUAUUACAAUUAAUAUUAAAACAAAGAAAGCAAUCAGAUAUCGAAUAGAUAAUUUAGAUUUUAAGAUAAUGACUUCGAAUCGAAGAUUAAGGAACUGUCUCAUUAAUUUUAAUGGAUGAAAAAUUAUUCUACCCAGUAAAAAUUAUUUAAAUCAUAAGCUUUUUAAUUACUUACAUCUCUUAAGAUCUACACGGAUCGAAGCUCAGAACAAAAGCAAAUUAUAAAUCUGUUAGAAUUAAAGCCAAUGAUUUUAAAAAACAUUUUUAGUUUUAUAAAAAAAAAACCUAAAAUUAAGAGCAACGAAUUUUUCAAAAUUUGAAUUAUAUUUUUGCUGGAUAGAUUUAAUUUGAAAAUGAAAAAAAAAUUUUUCGAACGUGCGUUCGGUAAUUUGCAUGAAAGUGAAUAUUUAAAAACAUUUAUAUUGAUGUGGGUGUGAAAAAAGUGCAAUGUUAAUUAUUUGCGUUAAUUUAUUUAUUUAUAUAGCAAACAGAAGUAAAAAUAUAUGAAGUCAUUGACUAUUAAAGAUAGCUAAUUCCACUGUAGUAUUAUAAAUAUAGAAAGAAAAAAGAGAGAGAGAGAGAACACUGUUUGGCUAAUCUUUUUACUUGAAUAUGCUCGUGGUAUUUGCUCAGCGGAAUUUCUUUAUCUAACAAAUUAAUACCUUGGGUGAUAAUGAAAAAAAAUUUAUUGUAUUAUUUAUUGUAGGUUUGACAAGUGAAUCUUUAUAAAUUGUCAUUUAGUUAGAUUAAUUUUAAUAUUUAUUGACAAGCAUUAAGUACCAAAUAGUGUGAAUUUUGUUAAGUGCGUUGAAAAAAAAACUUAAUUAAUUUAUAUUAUAAUAAUGUAAAUAUGAUUUAAAGACAAUUCCAAUUCAUGUAAUAUUUAUACAGUAUUAUUUAUAAAUAACUUAUUUAUUAAUUGUAUUGAUUUGCUGUGGAAAAUAAUUAUUUAUUGCUUUUUAUAAU
Molecule: messenger RNA, 2939 nt
Organism: Microplitis mediator
Lineage: Eukaryota; Metazoa; Arthropoda; Insecta; Hymenoptera; Braconidae
Exons: 2
Coding region: 236-928 (230 amino acids)
Source: RefSeq, a predicted model, not a curated record